Messenger RNA from Cryptomeria japonica (Japanese cedar), 592 nucleotides. Its product is annotated as protein NUCLEAR FUSION DEFECTIVE 6, mitochondrial. Bases 43 to 351 code for a protein of 102 amino acids. Lineage: Eukaryota; Viridiplantae; Streptophyta; Pinopsida; Cupressales; Cupressaceae. The record is from RefSeq and is a predicted model, not a curated record. The transcript is spliced from 3 exons.
UACACCAAGCUAACCAGUUAUAAAUUCCUGAGCAGGAAAAGAAUGGCUAAUCUGUCAAGGUCUGCAAUGGGUUGUUUGAGAAGUAUUGGUGGCAACCUCAAAACACAAGCUCAAGUAAGAACAUCAGCAAAAUCAUCAGCUCCCUUAAGAAGCAGCCCAUCCCUAUUUUCAUUUUCUAUUCGUACCGACAACCCUCGUCGAUUAUUCUCUAUCACCAGGUUACCUGUAGAAUUGGGGUGCUGCAUAGAGUCUUUAAUUCCAUUACAUAGUGCAGUUGCAAGUGCUCGACUGACAUCUCGGCUUUCUAUCAAUUCUCGAUCGCUGUCUCAGGAUGGCGAUGAUGGACCAUAAGAAGAUAUGCUUGUUAGACUUGCGGACAUCAUGAUGUUGGCACUAGUUGCAGAUCUACUUCAUUGUGCUGGGAGAACAGUAGCGUUUAAUAAACUGUUAACUUUGACAAAAUUUGUUUUGCUCAAAUUGAUGAAAUUUUCAGUGGUUGUAAUUUAAAAUUCUACGUUCAAGUACUUCAAGUUUUUAGGUACAUGAUAUUACGUUUGACACUUAACAAUUUAGCAUAAGUGCUUUUCAUCCA